AUGACUUCACGACUCCUUCAAGUUCCACGAGAGAUUCGAGACCUCAUUUAUGAAUAUGUACUGGUGCGCGACAUCAUACUCAUCGAACGAGCCGCGGCCACCGUUCCUGAAAUCACGGCAAAGCAAUGCCCCGAAUUCUAUAGACAACUUAGGCAGUCAUAUCCCUUGACACACAUACGUUCCCACCGCCGAGUUUGGGCAAUACCACGAUUUGAUAUUGGUCUACCAUCCUUCAAAGAUGAUCCCGAACUCCCUCCAAGCCAUGUUCAGAUGACAUAUCAAAUCACACGCCAAUCCAGUCUCCCAUUUGGUGAACAAAUCGGCAUCCAUCUGCUGCAAACCUGCCAGCAAAUUUAUCACGAAGCCCGAGAUAUCUUCUACGCCAAAAAUGUAUUCGGUUUCAAGACAGUAGAGGGUAUCCCAACGGCAUUUGCGUUCCUGUGCGAUCGGCCCGCCAAGUCGCUCAAUCUCAUCUCAUCCAUGCAAAUCACCUUGGGAGAGGGGACAAAUUUAAGAGGCACGACUGAAGCCCAUUAUCCCAUAGUCGCCAGAUCCACAGACUCGGUUGUACUGCGGUAUGCUUACAACGACUUUACCAAUCUCUGUACCUUGCUCUCGAGCCCACGCAUGCAGUUGAGGAAACUUACCCUUGUUAUCGACAGUUUACAUCAGUUCUAUAGGCCAGUGUUCCCAUCCCCUACAGAUUGUAUCAAGUGGGAGGCGCAACGGACGACUGCUUCGCGCCCAUGGGUGGCUCCCUGGGUCCAACCGCUGUUCAAAGUGGAGAACCUCGAGUGCUUGGAAAUAUAUUGGAGUCUCGAUCGGCCGGAAAUCUGCAGGAUGGCAGACACAAUGUCUCUCAUGAGACAGCAAAUGCUCGCACCAAAAGGCUUCCGGCGACACGGUCGGUCCGACUCCUUCUGCAUGCCAAGAUUUGACUUUAGGAUCAAUUAUCAGGUCAUCACGCAGGAAAGAACGUCCAUCUAUUGCGAGCUGUCCCGAAACGACCUGCUUCAUAGUGAUGACAGCAAACACGACGACGACGGCGACAACAACCACAAAAACAACAAAUACAGCGGAAAGCUGCAAUCAAGCGAGGAAAAGUUGACUAGGGCAUGGCGGCAACAAAUCCGACGUAUUUUUGAGAUUUCCGGUUGUUUCCAUCAUCUUUACCCACCAUCUCAGUUCCUCUCCAUCAUGGUGACCAUGUCAUCUACUUUCAGCGCUCUUGGCGACCUUCUGCAGAGCAAACCAGUCAUUGUUUACCUCGCACUGAUCACACACUAUCUUCUUCAUAUCUUUGACUUCACCAUCGCAUUCUACUUGGUCUUACGCGGGUGGGCUCUAGCCUUUGCGGGUUUAGCAGCUAUCAUAUACACGACUGGUCAGCAUGCCGGGAGUAUAGCAGCCACAGUGCAGAUCACAGCCACGGUAGCAUCAGUAUACUUUAGCGUUCUGACUGCUAGCAUCUUGAUUUAUCGUGGAUUCUUCCAUCGUCUUCGAAAGUUCCCAGGUCCUUUUGGAGCACGGCUCUCCAAGGCAUAUGGAGUCUAUACCGGCGUCUUCCGUACUGGAGCCCGAUAUUUUGAGUGGCAGGAGGAACUCUACCAAAAGUAUAAGUCAGACGUGAUUCGGACUGGUCCAAGAGAGGUCACAGUCUACUCGGCUGAUGCCGUUCCACUCAUUCAUGGUCCCAUGUCCAAAUGCGUCAAGGCUGAAUCCUUCUAUGGAAUCAGUAGGGAAGCCUCUGGGGAUUCGCUGCAGACAACACAGGACAAGAUGGAGCACCGUCAGCGGCGCAAGAUCUGGGAUCACGCCUUCAACGCAAAGGCUUUGCGCGACUACGAGCCUCGCCUCAAUCGACAUGCUCUUACUCUGAUAUCAAGACUUAAAGAGGAAUCGUCAAAAGGCCCAGUAAGAAUCACCAAUUGGCUCAACUUUUACAGCUUCGAUGUCAUGGGCGACGUGGGAUUUAAUCGCAGCUUUGGUAUGCUUGAAAAGGGUAAAGAAGAUGAGAUUAUCAAGUUACUUCAUGAUAGCAUGGUGCCGCUCAGCGUGGGUAGCCAUAUCCCUUGGGCGUUGGUACUUGCAUUGAGAACUAGCACUGGUGCUAAGCCACUAGUUGACCACUUAGAGUGGAGUCGCAAGGUACUCGAGGAGCGCAUCAAGACUACACCAAAAGAGAAAGACGUUUUCGCAUCACUGCUGAAGGAAGGUGACGAUCAAGUCACACGUGACAUGAUCACUGAUUCUCGGCUUUUGAUCGUAGCCGGCAGCGACACAACAGCGGCAACACUGUCCUUCCUCGUCUGUGAACUCUGUUCCAAGCAAGACAUUCAAGCCAAACUUCGCGAAGAGAUUGAUGCCAUCAACCCCGGAAAAGCUCAUCUCGACGUCAAUGAUCUUCCAGAAUGCGAAUAUCUCAACGGUGUCAUCCAGGAAACUCUACGACUUCACCCGGCGGUCCCCUCUGGCCUUUUGCGCGAAACACCCCGCGAGGGACUUACUCUCCCCGAUGGAACUUACAUUCCCGGAAAAGUCAUCGUACAGGUACCAACCUACACCAUCCAACGCGACCCACGCUACUGGGAGAAGCCUCUCGACUUUAUGCCGGAACGCUGGUUCUCCGAAAGCCCCACCUCGGUCAUGGACAAGCGCACGUUUCUCCCCUUCAGCACCGGGCCCUACAACUGCAUCGGACAGAAGCUGGCUAUGAUAGAAAUGCGCUCCGUCGUCGCGAACCUGGUGCGAUCGUUUGAGUUUGCGUUUGCAGACGGCGAAGAUGGAAGCGCGGUUAGAAAGAAGACCCGCGACUGCUUCACUGUGACUGUCGGUAAGCUGGAUGUUAAGCUUACGCCUAGGCAUACGUGA
Molecule: messenger RNA, 2871 nt
Organism: Bipolaris victoriae FI3
Lineage: Eukaryota; Fungi; Ascomycota; Dothideomycetes; Pleosporales; Pleosporaceae
Exons: 5
Coding region: 1-2871 (956 amino acids)
Molecular function (GO): oxidoreductase activity, acting on paired donors, with incorporation or reduction of molecular oxygen; heme binding; monooxygenase activity
Source: RefSeq, a predicted model, not a curated record